Messenger RNA from Pocillopora damicornis (cauliflower coral), 1989 nucleotides. Its product is annotated as major facilitator superfamily domain-containing protein 6. The record is from RefSeq and is a predicted model, not a curated record. Gene Ontology annotation, cellular component: membrane. NCBI's taxonomy places the organism in Eukaryota, Metazoa, Cnidaria, Anthozoa, Scleractinia, Pocilloporidae.
GAAAUCACGUAUCGUACAGUUUCCAACAGGCCCGUACGGCAUUAAACCCGUCAUGGCUUCAAAUCCUAUGGAAGUCAUGGGGUCUUAUUUUAAUUUUAUUUUACACAAAGAGAUACCGGCUACCACUCAAGCGAAACGGCUGAAAUAAUUUGAAUAUUUAAGUGUUGGUUGAACAACGAGUCGACAGGAAUAUUUAUUUACGAACUUUGAUCAACGAGUCCCAGAUACAGAGCGGCUGUUAGUUACAGCAGUAAAAUGGAAAGUAAAGGAAAAGGAGAGCAAGCCUCUUUGGUUUCUUCACCGAAUUCUAAAUCCACUUUGUGCCAUCCAUCGAAACUCGCUUUCAAAGCGUACUUUCUCUUCUUCUACGCCGCCGUUGGAAGCUCCUUUCCGUAUUUGAUGCUCUUUUUUAAGCAGCUGGGAAUGAGCGCUGCAAAGGCUGGAAUUCUGAGCGGAGUUAAACUGUUCUCUGAAUUUAUCGGCGGGCCGUUUUGGGGAACAGUCGCUGAUAAAUUUAGAAUUCGAAAGAUCAUUUUAUUUGCGUCUCUUGUGUCAUUUUCUUCAGGAAUUUUAUUGUUUAUGCCUUUUCCACCGAGAAAUCAAGAGUGUAUCGAGACAAGAGCGAACGGUACAGUGAUCAAAACACCACUGAGUUUUACCACAGGAGAAAUACGAUACGAUAAAAGUCAUGAAGACGAGGAACAAAGCGUGGAAGAUGGCGGGUUUCUCAACCAUACGGGUCAUUCAAAUUUCACCCGUCGUAUCGACGAAACCGAGAUUUCACAGAUAUUUACAACUUUUUUAGUUAUAACCAUUAGCAGUCAAAUCGUCGGCUCAGUAGUGUUCAAUAUGCCUGAUGCGUUGGUCGCGGGUUUCCUCCAAGAGGGCAUCAGUACGUUCGGAUACUAUCGGGUAUGGGGCGAAGUUGGAGUCGCUAUUGGUUCGUUCGUUGUCGGAGGUGUCAUCAACUUUUACCAGUCGGAAGUGUGCGGCGAGAUCGUGAAAAACUACUUCGUUUUAUUUUAUUUUUUUUCUGGGUUUAUUUCACUAGCGAUGUUCACCCUAAUUUUCCUUAAGGCGACAUAUCCGGAUGAGGACACUAAUGAUUCAAACUUGUGGCUUUUGGUAAAAGAACUUAUGCGCUUUCAUAACGCCAUGUUCGUGGUUGUAGCUUGCUUCUUAGGCAUCCUCGUAGGUUUAAACGAGUUUUUCGGUCUGUGGUACUUAGAUGAUCUGGGAGCAGAACCCUACAUGUUGGGCCUGGCUUCCGGUUUGCGAUACACAGUCGCCACAUGCGGGUACACUCUCUCUAGAAUAGUUAUAGACAAAUUCGGACACACAUGCACCAUAGCAGUCUGCUUGCUGCUCUACAUUGUUGAUUACAUGAGUAUGUCGUUCGUUCGGAACCCCUGGCUGGGCGUGGCACUGUUUAGCGCUCAGGGCUUCUUAUACGGAACCAGCUGGUCUGCCUGUGUGGUUUUUGGUGGUACUGUGUCACUGCGAGUUGGUUUUUAUUCAGCGACCCAAGGCGUCCUUGGCGGAGUUUACUGGGGCUUAGGAGUCGGCACAGGUGUUCUUCUCAGCGGUGUUCUGAUAAACUGGCUCGGCGUUGCCAAGACCUAUUUUGUUUACUCUGUGGUGACAUUUAUAGUUUUAGUUCCUUUUUCACUGGCUAACUUUUGGAACAGAUCGAAGGAUGAGAGAGGGAACAGUGACCAAGAAUAUAAUUUAUUGGCGAAGGAGACAGAGGAAAACCACUGAUGACACUGAAGUGCUUAAAAGUUCUUACACCAAAAGCGUGUCGAGGUAUCGCCAACUUACACCUACCCGCAAGUUUCUUACGUCUGUCGAAAAAUAUUUCCGCUACUACAGCGCCACUACGACCUUGACUGACUUUUAUUACUUUUUUUUUAAUCAUCUUCUUCUCUUUAAAGUUCAGGAAGUAAACUAUAGCUAUAGUUAUAUCACCAUACCGUGAGGUUCUGGUCG